Ostreococcus lucimarinus CCE9901 is the source of this 240-nucleotide messenger RNA. RefSeq lists its product as uncharacterized. The record is from RefSeq and is a predicted model, not a curated record. Gene Ontology annotation, biological process: maturation of SSU-rRNA from tricistronic rRNA transcript (SSU-rRNA, 5.8S rRNA, LSU-rRNA). Gene Ontology annotation, cellular component: 90S preribosome; nucleolus. Lineage: Eukaryota; Viridiplantae; Chlorophyta; Mamiellophyceae; Mamiellales; Bathycoccaceae. Bases 1 to 240 code for a protein of 79 amino acids. The transcript is spliced from 3 exons.
AUGCGUGACGAAGGAAGUGAAGGCGACGUGAAAAGCCAACCAAAAUUAGAGAAAAGUUCUCCGAAAUCCUCAAAGAGUAGGGCAUACUACCUGAAGAAGUCCGAAAUGAAGGUCUUACAGCUCAUUGAGAAGUAUGAGGUACUCAAAAGCAAAGGUGCAGUUGACAAAUUCCUAGCAAAAAAGCGAAAGAGGCGCGCGACUCGAGGAAGAAAAUAUGUACCCUCUGUUCCCAAGCGCUGA